Molecule: messenger RNA, 511 nt
Organism: Folsomia candida
Lineage: Eukaryota; Metazoa; Arthropoda; Collembola; Entomobryomorpha; Isotomidae
Product: anionic trypsin-1-like
Exons: 2
Coding region: 38-421 (127 amino acids)
Biological process (GO): proteolysis
Molecular function (GO): serine-type endopeptidase activity
Source: RefSeq, a predicted model, not a curated record
AACCAGUACACCUGCAAUUAAAAAAAUUGUCCUUAACAUGUAUACCAUUGAAGUUCUUAUUACCUUGCUAAUGGGAGCUUCAGCUGCCCUGCCAUCAAAACAAAUUGAUAUCUCUGCAAAUCCAGACCUAAUCGUGGGAGGAGCGGAAGCGACUCUUCAUGAAUUCAAAUUUAUUGUUGAUAUGCGGAAGAUUGGUUUACAUUACUGCGUGGGUUCAGUUAUUAGUCAAGAGUGGGUAGUCAUAGCGGCACAUUGCGCGCAAAAUCCGGCAUCAUCCUACACUUUGACUGCAGGGGAUCACAAUAUUGUGGAGAUUGAAGGGGUGGAACAAGUCAGAUAUGUGGUGAAUAUUCUUAUUCAUCCCAAUUAUUCAAGGUAUGUGGUACGUAAAUGGAUUCCCGAUUUAAUAAUUACUAAAUGAACGAUUUUGUGUAAACACAAAGGCCGGGAUUUUUAAGCUACGAGAAUGAUAUUGCGUUAAUGAAAGUUUCACCACCAUUCGAGUUUAAUG